This is a messenger RNA of Sceloporus undulatus (fence lizard), 2494 nucleotides long. RefSeq names its product cell division cycle associated 8 (gene CDCA8). Bases 282 to 1166 code for a protein of 294 amino acids. Gene Ontology annotation, biological process: mitotic sister chromatid segregation. The transcript has 11 exons. Gene Ontology annotation, cellular component: chromosome, centromeric region; chromosome passenger complex; spindle midzone. The record is from RefSeq and is a predicted model, not a curated record. Lineage: Eukaryota; Metazoa; Chordata; Lepidosauria; Squamata; Phrynosomatidae.
GAGCCUUCCGGGUAAUGUAGUCUCUCCGCUCUCUGCUCGCCCUCAGUUUUACGGCUUUGCUCCUAAAAUGGCGGACGCCUUCUUCCGCUCCCCUCGAGCUCCCGCCCCCUUCUGUCUCCUCGGCUUCUUAUUGGUCGAGCGCGCGAGCGGGACGGACGUUAAUUGGUCGAAGGACCUGAACCGAGUGAGUUUGAAAGCAGUGGCGGCUGCUUCAGGAGAGAAAGGCUGCUUUCGUCUGAGGGAAGGAAGGGGCGGCCGGAGGUCGGACUCACCGACUGGCCAUGGCUCCUUCAAGGAAGAAAACGUCACGGGCGAACAAUAAGAACGUUCUGAAGAGCAAAAAGCUGGACGCGUUUCUAAACGACUUUGACCAGGAAGUCAAAGAACGCAUUCAGGCAAUCAAGCUGAGCAGUGAGCACCUCCAGACGGAGAUCAGCCACAUGUACGACAGCGAGCUCCUCCGCCUCCCCAUGGCUGUCAGGGAGAUGAACUGGCUCAGCUACUGUGCUCUAGGAGAAGGUGAGAAGGACCUGAAGAAGCUAGCCCUGGGGGAUUUGGACAUCCAGGACAUUACCAAACUUGCAUCUGAAGCAAUUCAGACCCCAGUCAAAACUGUUAGGAAAGCCAAAAAAACGAAGCAAGCCAUAGAAACCAUAGAUGAGGAGGUGGAGUGUCCUGUCCUUCCAUCAAGGAAGAGGUCCCGACAGGAAAAGGAGACUCUGCUACCUGGCCCUUCAGAGCAGGACCCCAACAUGCUGCACCAGUCGAGGAAGGGAAAGAGAUCAACCAAGAAGAGCCGCCCACCCUCUGUCAGAUCGACCCGUUUCAGUCGAAGCACGGACAGCAGAAACAACGUCUUCACUCCAGUUGGCCAGGCGUCCAACAGCACUGCCACCCCCAUCCAAACUCCAAGGUUUGAUCCCAGCAUGUUUAAAACCCCUGGACUGCGGCCCCCAGCCCCACAGGAGCGUGUGUACAGCAUCUCUGCCAAUGGCAGCCCUCUAGGACACAGCAACGACGUCUUCAUCACCCUUCCUGUUGAUGGAGGGGAGAGCAUCUGCAUGAAAGUCAGCGACCUCACUGAGAAGGACCUGAAGCGCUUGAAUCCAGCUGCCCUUGGGAGUAUGAGGAAGCUCUCGUCCCAACUUCUGCGCCUCUGUAAGUAGCAUGAGGAUCCAACACAAGCCCAAUGCACCUUUUGGACCUGCCGGACCAUCCUUUGGCUUUUCUGGGCUGCAGCAGGGUGUGCGUGUGCGAGGGACUCAGCCUUGGUGCUCUCAAAGUCUCUGGACCUCAUGACCUUUUCCUCCAACCCCUUCUUCAGGGAGUCCUGAGACCGAACUAGAAGAGAUGGUGGGCAGCCCUGAAAUCGUCCAACACUCAUGGUGUCCCUGGAGCAGGUUUUUGGGAAAGGCUGCAGUAGUCCUCCAGCCUCUGAUCUCUCAGCAUCUUUUUUACUUUGGUCUCAGCUGCCUCUGCGAGAGCAAGUCAGAGGAGGCCAGUUUUUUGUGUGUUCUAACUGUGCUGAAGAGUGGCCCCACAUUUUCCUUGUUCUCUUUUGUCUUGAUAAAAAAAGAUUUUGAAGCCAGGGUUUCUGAGUUGCAGACACCAGCCUGGAGAGGAUGUGUUGUCCUUGAAACCCCCAUGGGCAGGUUGUGUCUAUUAUUUCUGCAGGGUAGGAAGGGGUGUGUGUAUCCUUUCAGGUCCCAGCCGCUGUGACAAUGGUGGUGGGCUUGGAACCUGGAUGCUCCAGAGCUUCCACAUACCUAGACUGACAGUUGCUGCCCCAUGAGCAACAGUAGAGCCCCAAAACAACUCAGCUGCACCAAGGAGACGUGAGGACGCAGAAGCCCUGAGCUCAGCAGCCAGGCUUCCUUUGCGCCUGUGGGUCCCCCUCGAUGCCCACCAUCUUUCUGGUAAGGAAGCCCUUCUCACAACGGGCAGCAGCAGGCAACUUCUUCCUCCUUAUCUGUUGCCUUCCAUCAGAGGGCAGAUAAUGGUGGAUUUGAAGCCAAGGUGAUCAAGGAGAAACAGCAGAGGAUGACCAUCAGAUAAUGGUGUGCUUGGAGCCAAGAUGGUCAAGGUGAAAGAGCAGAGGAUGACCAGCCAGGCCCCAAUUCACUGCUCCUUCUCUUCCUGUGCUCCUCCUGGCAGCAUAAGCCGCUCUUUCUCUUUUGCCUGCCUCUUGCACACUCCCUUGCCCAAGCCAAUAUUGCAGUCAGCUUGGCAUAACAGAGCUGCUGCUUAGAGGGUGGCUGUGCCCUCCAAUGGUCAGAAGGUCGAAUCCACCCCUGAAACAGAUGUUUUGUCCUUCUCUCCUGGGGAAGCUGCCCACCCCCUCCCAGUGCUCUGCCCGGCCAGCCUGCCCACCUGUGGACUGUGGGCACCUCUUUUUAUAAGUAGUUGCUUUCCUAUUGUUCUUCCAACGAGUCUUUCAAGUUAUGUUGUUAGUUAGCAAGUUGUGUGGAAAGUGAAUGUACUCAAUAAAGUAUUA